Molecule: messenger RNA, 828 nt
Organism: Protopolystoma xenopodis
Lineage: Eukaryota; Metazoa; Platyhelminthes; Monogenea; Polystomatidea; Polystomatidae
Source: the annotation of a GenBank genome assembly
AUGGAUGCACCGACCCUUGAAGUCUUCCUCGAUAAGCGGCACAAAUAUGCUCUGACGCCAGUCGAGACAGGUCAACUAGCGACCAGGGAAUGCAGCAUCUUGCCCAUUUCCACAGUGCUGCUAGAGUCAGACUUCUCGGGAACCACAGAGCCCAACACCGAGCUCCUACCAACCCCUUCUUCUGCCAAGUAUGGAUCUUUAAAUGGGCACCUGUUUGAGCCGGGUCCGAGGUCUUUUGGCUAUGCUGAAGAGGUUAAAGGGGAAAAUUUUUUGAGGAAAGAGGAAACUUGUAGUGGGCUAGCAUUGGAGAAACAUGUUUGCCCACCCAUACACGAGCAGCAGUCCUCCGAAAAGUACCGGCUCGAAGAGUCAUUACACUCUUCAAAUUUGCCUGUUCCUAUUGACAACCAACUAUCCAACACGAUGGCUUCCCAAACGCAGUUUUCAAGGGUACUUCUGUCUCCUAUUUCUCCGAUGGCCUCUUUGCCAUCCUUGAUUUCAACCUGCCCUCCCGUGAGGUUGUCGAGUGGCUGUGCCAAAUUGGAAACUCAAGAAGCUGGGGCCGAAAUGUCUGGAUUUUUAGACACUUCACGUCCUCAAGCUCGCCUAGGAAACGCACAAGUUAAAAGGUCGAUACAUCCAAUUAUUGGAGGAUCAGAUCGCUCUGAAGACUACCUGUCGAAAUAUGCUGACCACGAUCAAUUGGUCCGUCAAGAGGGACUCGAAGCCUACAGCCAGCUCAUGCCGAUUAUUGCCGAUAUCAACUGUUUUAUGGAGGUACCGAUGCCGGAGAAGAAUGUUGAUGCAUCUGAAGAUGAGCAAAAGUAA